UUACCCCGUCCAAUCACGUCACCCCCAUCCUAUCGGUGUCGUUACCGUGUGAUGCAGCUGAUGCCUAGGCUGUGCGACGUGAUUGUUGAUGCGAGGUGAUGGGAGGGAAGGGGGGUGAUAGGACGGGGUGUGGGGAGGGGUCGUGAGAACAGCUGCUGGUCUCGGGAGGGGGCAUGACUCAUGUGGGCUGGCCAGACAAGAGGGAGGGCCUCGUGGAGGGUGCCGUGUGUAUCCGGGCAGCAGGAAGCAGCGGCAGGCGAGGAGAUAAAGCAUGAGGUGGGGAGGAUAGGGCAGAGAUGGAGAGGAGGAAGAAACUGACAAAUGUGCAACAGCCCCCUUGUUUGAGUGUAAAUAUGCUGUUUUCAUUAUAGCUUGCUCGUGUAUUCAGCAUUUGUUUAGCCAUGCAUAUAGAUAGUAGCAAUAUACUAGAAUGGCAUGGCUACGAGUUGGUUUUAGUGCAGGUAGCACAUCAUAUAUACAAUGGAAAUCUUGCAUGUGUACCAAAAUUGCGUAUACGGCCUGAGGCAACA
Closterium sp. NIES-67 is the source of this 530-nucleotide messenger RNA. The record is from the annotation of a GenBank genome assembly. Lineage: Eukaryota; Viridiplantae; Streptophyta; Zygnematophyceae; Desmidiales; Closteriaceae.